AUGGGAAAGUUAUUUGCUCUUAUACCCGUUUUAGCACUUUUGUGUGCUUCCUGGCAAAGUGCAGAAGGAAACAAAGGCUAUUUAUACGCAGAUUGCACCUAUGUGAAGGGAGACAGUGCCCACGACUAUUCUGGGAGUCGCUGCUUCUGUUACAGCCCUGGUACAGUAAUCAAAUGGAAGGACAUCUGGUCCACCUUCAAGGUCAACGUGACAAGUGAUAAUGACGUCUUUGCCGUGUUCCCGGUGGAGAUGGGAAAUUGCCACCAUCCAGAUGAUCUUCUGACAGUUAUUAACUGCUUUGUUGAACACUACUGGCCGUCCAGUAUCCGAAGGGGGAAGUCUUUGGACAUUCCUCUAGUUGAUGAAGAUGUCUGCUUCAUGACCAAGUCGCCUAGAAGCAAUACUGAGUAUACAUUACACAUCUCCAACAAAAGGUUAAAUAGAAUGUGCUUCCUGCUUUUUGUGUGUGGGCUGGUGCUGUUUUUCGGAGCGGGAAAUGUAUGCAGGAGUCCACUGUUCUUCUACACAACUGGCGUUAUACUAGGAGUCAUCGCCACAUUUGUUUUCCUGACGCUCGUGCUCCGAAACUUCGUACCAACGCGAGGGCUGUUCCUGGUGUUGUUGGGCGCUGGCUCUGGUCUGUCCUACAUGGGGAUCCAGAGGGUGUUAAAUGAAUGGGAUGACAUUGUGACUGAUCACUGGAUGGAAUUACUGGUUUAUGUGCUCAUAUCUGGCUUAUUUAGCUUUGCUGUGUGCUAUAAACAUGGGCCCAUCACCAACAAACACACCCUCAACUUUAUGACGUGGUGUAUGCAAGUAGUGGGCAUGGUUAUGGUGUACUAUGGGAUCACAUUCCCCCCUGCCUGCUAUGUACUGAUCAUGUUCCUGUUGUGCUGGAAGAUUCUGCCCUUGGCCUGGAGCCUUCUGGUGUGGAUGUGCAGUCUCUUUUUCUCACUCCUGGGCUUGUUCUGGAGGAAGAAACGGCCCAAGCUCAGGCUACUACUGACUGAUGAGGAAUACAGAGAGCAGGGAGAGGUCCACACCAGAGCCUCUUUGGAUGAAUUACGGGAGCACUGUAACAGGCCUGGCUUUCCUGCAUGGGACACUGUGUUGAGACUCCGAUCACCACAUAGUUAUGCAGAGUUUCUCCGCAGUGGUAGCCACAUCACCCAAGAGGAGCUUCAGAAUCAUGAGAAUCAGUAUGGGCUUGGCGGGGCAUACUACGAAAACUUGCUCUUUAACAGCAGCUCCAGCGACACCCAGUCGCACAGAGGAGAAGCAGAGGACAAUAGCGAAGACGAGCUGGAGAGAAACAGUCCUCCAACCCAAAAUAACAUCCCCAGUCCUGAUGUAUUCACUCCAGCUGUCUGCCCGUAUCCCCCCGCCACCUACACCCCUCAGCCAGAACCCAUGGAUCCAGAAGACCAGGAUUUCUUUUAAAAUUGUCCUUCUGUCUGUAGGUUGAGUGAUUUUAUGUUAUUUUAAUAGGGACUUUUUGAAUUGCAAAAUAUUUUAGGAAGGAAUGACUCUAAGGAACAUUAGUAGGUCCAUAAGGAUGGUAAAAAUAAUCUUUUGCUCGCAUUUGCUUUUAAUGAUCUCUUUCAGAAGAUGUGGGUUGUUAUAUUUUUUUUAGAAGGAAUUCGUAUUCUACUACCCAGGUGAUGUAGAGCUGGGAAUAACACUGUAUUGUACAUACUGUAUGUUAAUAGAUAGGGACUGUGCUGCUCUCAGGUAUAUCAGAUCAUCAGGACAUCAUUGCAAUCAUUAAUACAUUUCCCUCAAAUGCUCAAGACAAUGACUCAACACAUACAGUACCACGGCUGUUAUGUUAUUUAAGGAAACCGUGCCCUCUAGUGUUGGUUAAAGAAACAGUUCCCUUAUAAGUAUCUUGUUGUUUACUCGUCCCCAUUUUAAUAUAAACCUCUACAUCUACCUCUGAACAAGUAGAGGACGUUUAGCAGAAUCUACAAAUUAUCAUAUAGUGAAACUAAACGCGUUUCUAAAACCUCCAAAACGGACAUCAAAGCAUGUUCGUGGCUUACGCGUUCUGUUCCAUGUCUUCUGACGUCAUAUGAUAGAAUAGCAGAACGUGUUACUAUUAAAUAACAACUUACGUUUAUUUAUCACAUAAAGCAAUCCUAGUGGCUGUUCAAGGAAAAUUUGUUUUUACAUUCCACUUUUUCAUGUUUUGUUUUUAAUGUAAAUAUGAACUAGCUUACACGUUUGACCAUUCGAGUUUACUUUUCGCGCCUUUUUUUAAGUACAUACGGGAAGAGAGUGAUCUGAAAUGUGGUGCUCAAUUUGUGGAGGCAUUCCAUUCACGCAGAAUGAGCUUUUGCGCGGGGUUUCUUUUGCUUUUCUGUAGAAACAUGCGCUAGAGUGAAGCGUUUUGACCCUUUUAAUUUUUUUUAUUUUUAUUCAUUUGUCCCUUGUGGCUUUAGAAGACAUGGAAAAUAGAGCAACAUGACUAAUUUUAUGGUCCUUUUCUGUCAUUUUUGGAGCUCACAAAUGAUAAAAUUAUAGGUAACCUGAACGGACAUUGUAAUCAAAAAGCUUCUGCUUUUACGCACAAUUGUUGCGUUCUUCUAAGAACCUUUUUCAUUGGCAAAAUGUAUUCCCCCCAGAACCUGCGUUUUUGGGAGAAUACAAAGGUUUUGUGGACGAAUGCAAUUUCUUUGACUGCACAAAAUCACUAAAAUACCCAACCCCCCUCCCAUCUGAUACAUUUAUUUUUCUAUCACCAUAACCUUUAGUGCAGGGAGCCAAUACUAGUCUUGGAGGGCCGAUAUCAGAUUGGAUGGUGCAUCAACUCGUGCUGGUUUACGUAUCUGCCUAUGCUGCCAUUUCAAUUCUUUCCUUUUUAUUGAACUUUUAUCUUGAAGAAUGUAUGUUUUUAUAAACAUUUCAAGUUUUUACAGUCUUUUAUAUUGCCAUCUAAUUUAAUUAAAAAAGACAAAUGGCUCAAUUCUCAA
Molecule: messenger RNA, 2972 nt
Organism: Carassius auratus (goldfish)
Lineage: Eukaryota; Metazoa; Chordata; Actinopteri; Cypriniformes; Cyprinidae
Gene: nemp2
Product: nuclear envelope integral membrane protein 2
Exons: 9
Coding region: 1-1440 (479 amino acids)
Cellular component (GO): nuclear envelope
Source: RefSeq, a predicted model, not a curated record